GUUUGGUUGUACUUUGAAGGCGGAGUUCAGUCGAAUAAACUCCUCAGUCUUCUUCUCUCUGAGUAACCGGUGCAGUCACUUCUCUAUUUCACAGGAAAUAAAGCUUGUUUUAUAUUUCAUCGCGGAAGAAGAUUUAUUCCUCGUUUUAAAAGUAUCAAGCGGAGUGAUACACUUUCACAGUUUCACCUGCGGGAGGAAAACAAAGUCACCUCGUGAUAGGUGCUGCAGAGUUGAAAAUGAAGUACCUCUCACUGUUGUGCCUGUGUGCACUCGCGUUGACCGUCGUAGGCCAUAAGGGCGUUCAGCCCCAGGCUCUGACUUACGCAGAACGUGGCUCUGAUUUGGGCAUUCGGGUUUUCCAGCAAGUAGUCAGUACCAAACCCCUGGAGAAUGUGGUGCUCUCCCCCCACGGUGUCGCCUCCAUCCUGGGGAUGUUGCUGCCUGGAGCCCACGGAGAGACGAAGAAGCAGAUCCUGAGCGGUCUGCGAUACAAGAAGAACGGCCCGUACAGGAUGUUGAAGAAGCUUCACAAGACGUUGAUAGCAAAGUCCAACCAGGACGUCGUGCUGAUAGCCAACGCCUUGUUCAGACAGCAGGGCUUCAGCAUGGAAGAGGCCUUCCUGUCCUCCAACAAAGCAAACUUCCAGUGUGAGAGCAGAGCGCUGAACUUCAGCAGCCCCGACGCAGCUGCAGAGGAAAUCAACCAGUGGGUCAGCAAUAAGACCAAAGGUCACAUCCCCAGCCUGAUCAAAGCAGACAUGUUGGACCCGGCUCUCACUCGACUCGUGGCUGUCAACGCGAUCUACUUCAAAGGUCUGUGGAAGUCCCGCUUCCAGCCGGAGAACACCAAGAUGAGGCCCUUCACCGGGGGGGACGGCAACAUUUACAAAGUCCCCAUGAUGUCCCAGCUCUCCGUCUUCAGUAUCGGUUUGGCCAGCACCCCUCAGGGUCUGAAGUACAGAGUGAUCGACCUCCCGUACCACGGGAACACGAUGAGCAUGAUGAUGGUGAUGCCCUCAGAGGAGGAGACCCCUCUCUCCAGAGUCCUUCCUCACAUCAGCACCGCCACCGUCAAGAGCUGGAGCAAACUCAUGCACAUGAAGAAGAUCCGCCUGUUCAUCCCCAGGUUCACAGCUGAUGCAGAGGUGGAUCUGGAAGCCCCCCUCUCUGCUCUGGGAAUAACAGACCUGUUCAGACAGGACAAAGCUGACUUCAGACACCUCAGUGCGGAGGCGGUGCAUAUCUCCAAGGCGCUGCAGAAAGCCAAAGUGAUCGUGAAUGAAGACGGAACAAAAGCAGCAGCUGCCACUACUGCCAUUUUGAUGGCUCGGUCCUCUCCACCCUGGGUCACAAUGGACAGACCUUUCUUCCUCAUCAGACACAACCCAACAGGUACCAUUCUCUUUAUGGGCCAGAUCAACAAGCCUUGAACCAGCGUCAUCGUCGUCAUGGGGAAACGCCUUACACACACACACACACAACACACACACACACACACACACACACACACACUCACACUUUGCUGUAGACUUAUGUACAGUGUGGACAUGUGAUGUUUAUUUGUUUUUUA
Messenger RNA from Gymnodraco acuticeps, 1570 nucleotides. RefSeq names its product serpin peptidase inhibitor, clade E (nexin, plasminogen activator inhibitor type 1), member 2 (gene serpine2). Gene Ontology annotation, molecular function: serine-type endopeptidase inhibitor activity. Lineage: Eukaryota; Metazoa; Chordata; Actinopteri; Perciformes; Bathydraconidae. Gene Ontology annotation, biological process: negative regulation of endopeptidase activity; negative regulation of plasminogen activation. The record is from RefSeq and is a predicted model, not a curated record.